Messenger RNA from Protobothrops mucrosquamatus (brown spotted pit viper), 1125 nucleotides. Its product is annotated as zinc finger protein 429-like. The transcript has 3 exons. The coding region runs from base 1 to 1125 and encodes 374 amino acids. The record is from RefSeq and is a predicted model, not a curated record. Gene Ontology annotation, biological process: regulation of immune system process; regulation of cytokine production; negative regulation of transcription by RNA polymerase II. Lineage: Eukaryota; Metazoa; Chordata; Lepidosauria; Squamata; Viperidae.
AUGGAGCCUGGGAAACUCUUGGAUCCCCCGUCAGACACAAUCAGCACUCCGGAAAACCACAAAAAACCCCAUGAAUGCUCAGAGUGUGGGAAAUCCUUUGCUCGCAGAUCAGUGCUUUUUACCCACAAGAAGAUCCAUAUGGGAAGUGGAUCCAGUCAAGGUUUGGAGGGUGAGAAAUCCUCUGGAACAGACACCAAAGGUCUCAGAAAUCCCCCCAGACUAAAACCCUAUAGAUGUAUAAAAUGUGACUUAUGCUUUGGUCAAAAGUCACACCUUCUUACCCAUCAGAAAACCCACACAGGAGAGAAACCCUAUCAGUGUCUUGAAUGUGGGAAAUUUUUUUGUCAGAAAGCCACCCUCAGAAACCACGAGAGGCUUCACACAGGGGAGAAAGGGGGAAAAAACGAAAAGUGCCUCGAAUGUGGGAAAUGUUUUAUCUGGAAAUCACUCCUGGUGCGACAUCAGAGAAUUCACACCGGAGAGAGACCCUAUGAAUGCCCAGAAUGUGAGAGACGAUUUAUGUACUUGUCUCUACUUCAGAGGCACCAGAAGGGGCACAAACAGGAGAAACCCUAUCAAUGUGGGGAAUGUGGGAAAGGUUUUCUUACACAAACAGAGCUUAAGAUUCAUGAGAGAAUCCACACAGGGGGAAAGCCAUACAAAUGUGGGGAGUGUGGGAAAUGGGAGAAGCCAUAUCAAUGCAUCGAAUGUGGACAAUUUUAUUCUACCACAUCACACCUUAGAAGUCAUGUAAAAACUCACACAGGGGAAAGAAAUUACAAAUGUUUAGACUGUGGGAGAACAUUUGCUCGUUCAUGUUCCCUUAGAAACCACAGCCGAAUCCAUAUAGGAGAGAAGCCCCAUAAAUGCUCGGAGUGUGAUAAAUGUUUUUCUCGGAAAGAUACUCUUGUGAUACAUCAGAGAAUCCACACUGGAGAGAAACUAUAUAAAUGUCCAGAGUGUGGGAUAUGUUUCGCCCGAACAUCAUCACUUCGCAAGCACACCAGAAGUCACACAGGGGAGUCGCCUUACAAGUGUGCCAAGUGUGAGAAAACCUUUCGUAGUAAAUCUCACCUAAAAAUGCAUCAGAAAGUCCAUAGUAGAGAGAAACCCCUUCAGUUGUGA